AUGUUCCCAAAGGCAGCUCUGCUUCUGGGGCUCGCUGUCGUGGGCAUUCACGUCCGGACCAUUCAAAAGGAAUUUGUAGACAUUAGUAAGGACCACGAUUAUUUUGCGGUGUCUGUGGAGUUCGCUGUGGCUUGGUUCAACAGGGCCCAUGAGGAGGAACACGCCUACAAGCUGCUGGAGGUCAGGCGAGCCCAGCAAAAGAAGUAUAGGUGGAUAUAUUUAAUGGACCUGGAGCUGGGCCGCACAAUUUGCAAAAAACACGACGAAGACAUUGACAACUGCCCCUUGCAAGAGGGCCCGGAACAGAAAAAGGUUUGA
This is a messenger RNA of Physeter macrocephalus (sperm whale), 318 nucleotides long. RefSeq names its product probable cystatin-16. The coding region runs from base 1 to 318 and encodes 105 amino acids. The transcript has 2 exons. Gene Ontology annotation, molecular function: cysteine-type endopeptidase inhibitor activity. The record is from RefSeq and is a predicted model, not a curated record. Lineage: Eukaryota; Metazoa; Chordata; Mammalia; Artiodactyla; Physeteridae.